GUAUUCCAGUGCAACGCUGACAACACUCUUGUCGCGAAAGAUACUGCAGACUGGCCUGACAACACAGAUGCCAUCGACCGGGCGGUAAGCGCGACGAUGAGACCCGACGUCUGUAUUUACAGCACUGAUGACGACCAUGCCGCGCCAUACACUCUCACUGCUCAAGAGCUUGCGGGGCGCAAGUACUCGGAAGAGCGCAAGCAGAAAUUGGCUCGAACUCGCUGGGGGUCAAUGGUCGUUCCUAUUGAGCUCAAGUCAGACAUUUCCAGGGCACCGUUUCAUUUUGGGAACAGCCGCACGGAGGAGACGGAGAAGAAGAUAAAGGCACGAGGGCAGAUCGCCGACUAUGCUACGAGGAUCAUGCAACGCCAGCACCGGCUGUUCUUAUUCAUGAUUGUCAUCUGCAAGCGUGAGGCGCGGUUCCUGCGUUGGGAUCGAUCUGGUGCGAUUGUCACAGAUGCAUUCGAUUUCGUGAAGAACCCGGAACCGCUGCACACGUUCUUCUACCGUCUCAGCAAGAUGACUCGCGAACAGCACGGGUACGAUCCAACUGUGGUGCCGGCUGAUGCAGAUGAGAUCGCGCUGAUGGAAUCGUACAAAGACAAGCUCCCCCAGGACGACUACCUCCGCAAGUGUCUCAAUGAUGCUAUGGAGCGCGGCUGGCCUAUCCAAAAGGUGAUGAUGCGUCAAGAGGAUGUGGUCUCUGUAGAAUCCUGGCGCGCCGCUGCGAACAAGGCGGACUCGACUGGCUCAACUCCCCCGGACACUUCUCAAGCCUCCUCUGCCUGUGGUGAAUCGUCGCCUGGAUCUUCCUCCGACGCGGGUGUGUCUGAUCCAGGUCCACACGUCUCAAAAGACGCCUGUUUAGCAAGUGCAUCUCCGCCACGGUGUUUCCUGGUUGGCAAGCCAUGCGCAACCAGUGAUUCACCGACGGGGCGUGGGACGAACGGAUACGUCGCAUACGACCUGGCGACAGGCCGCCUUGUGUUCUUGAAGGGUGCGUGGCGCGCAAGGACCGCCAACUCUGAGAUCAAGGUGUACGAAGACCUGUGGAAAGCUGGUGUACGAUGCAUUGCGACACCCAUCUGUGGUGGCGAUGUGGUCGGGAGUGAUGGUGAAGUGCAGCAAACGGUGACUCAAAAGUAUUUGACCGACAUGCCCGUCCGUAUCCAUUGCCGCCUAGUCGUGGAAGAGAUAGGCCGCCCCCUCGAAGAUUAUAGAGGUGGUGAUGAGCUCGUGGGAGCCCUCUUUUGUGCUCUGAUUGCCCACCAAGACGCAUGGGAAAAGGCUCGCGUUUUACACCGGGAUGUUAGCGCAAAGAAUGUCUUGCUCUACAUCAAUUCGAAGACGCAACUUGACGGCUCGAUCGCGACUGCAUUCCUCAACGACUGGGACCUGUGCAGAUAUGAAAAGGAACUGGGGUCUGCUACCCAAUAUGGUCGCUCGGGCACAUGGCAAUUUAUGUCUGCAUUGCUUCUCAAAUUCCCAGGUCUGACUCCUCACGGUGUUUCUGAUGAUCUCGAAUCGUUUGUGCACGUCCUCAACUGGUUCUGUCUUCGCUUUCAUCGCCACGACCAUCGCACGGUCGCGCUCCAACGACUAGUGGCGUCGCUCUAUGACGUGAGCGAAAAAGACGAAACAAGCAAGGAAGCCUUCGGUGGCGCUGCAAAGUUGAUUCUUAUGCAAUCCGGAAAACCUGCGGUCCGUCUUGCUCGCCACGGACCAUUGAAGACCCUGCUUGAACAACUCUCAGCCUUGUGCGAAGAGCACUACUCUGGGAUCGACAUCGAGGCACUGGAAGCUAAUCCAAGUGAUACACCUGCGGCAAAAGUAGCCAAACCGACACCAACAGUGGCCUUUCCUGAAUGGAAUACUCGGUUGCGGCCCAAUGCCCAAGCACAUGUACCGCCUAGCAAGAAAGAUGCUGCUCAGAAAGUAGGGGCGAAGGUGCUCUCUACGCACAAAGCGGUCAUGGAAGCAUUCGCCGAUGCAAUCUUCGGCGGCGCUGUCUGGGCUGAUGACAAGACGAACGAUCAAUUCGCUAACUUCAAGAUCGGGACUACCAAGGGCCAGUCCACCCUCUCAACCGGGACAAGCUCGCAUUCUGGCUCGAAACGGAAACCAGAGGAAUCAGAAGACAUCGCAGAAACU
Molecule: messenger RNA, 2151 nt
Organism: Postia placenta MAD-698-R-SB12
Lineage: Eukaryota; Fungi; Basidiomycota; Agaricomycetes; Polyporales; Adustoporiaceae
Exons: 3
Biological process (GO): protein phosphorylation
Molecular function (GO): protein kinase activity
Source: RefSeq, a predicted model, not a curated record